GUUUCACCCGGCUGGGCGCUGCGGCCGCGGUGGCCCUGGGUGACAGCAGCGCCGCGGAGCUGGCUACCCGGUCCCGGGGCCACUGCCGAUCUCGGUGGCGGAGCAGCAUCGCCCGGCGGGAUGGGAGGCGAGGCGACGGCCGAUGGUCCCCGGGGCCGUGUCAAGAGUCUGGGGCUGGUGUUCGAAGAUGAGAGCAAGGGCUGCUACUCCAGUGGCGAGACGGUGGCCGGGCACGUGCUGCUCGAGGCGGCCGAGCCCGUGGCCCUGCGCGGGCUGCGUCUGGAGGCCCAGGGCCGUGCCACCUCUGCCUGGGGCCAGAGCGCUGGGGCCAGGGUCUGCACCGGUGGCGCCGCCCCCGCCGCCUCCUCGGUGGUGGAGUACUUGAACCUGCGCUUGAGUCUGCUCCAGGCCCCUGCUGGUGAUGGCAUCACUUUAUUACAACCUGGAAAGCACGAGUUUCCCUUUCGCUUUCAACUUCCAUCUGAACCUUUGGCAACAUCGUUUACUGGGAAGUAUGGGAGUAUUCAGUACUGUGUGAGGGCUGUUUUGGAACGACCCCAAGUACCAGAUCAGAGUGUAAGAAGAGAGCUCCAGGUUGUCAGUCACGUGGAUGUCAACACACCACCCUUACUGACUCCUAUGCUGAAAACGCAAGAAAAAAUGGUUGGCUGUUGGAUUUUCACUUCUGGCCCCGUGUCACUGAGUGUCAAAAUUGAAAGAAAGGGCUACUGUAAUGGAGAAGCUAUUCCCAUAUAUGCAGAAAUAGAGAAUUGUUCAUCUCGUCUGAUUGUUCCUAAGGCAGCCAUAUUCCAAACCCAGACAUAUUUGGCUAGUGGAAAGACAAAGACAGUCCGGCACAGGGUUGCCAAUGUCCGAGGAAACCACAUUGGUUCUGGGAGUACGGACACAUGGAAUGGGAAGAUGCUGAAGAUUCCACCUGUCACUCCAUCCAUUCUGGAUUGCUGCAUUAUCAGAGUGGACUACUCCUUAGCUGUAUACAUUCACAUUCCUGGUGCUAAAAAAUUGAUGCUGGAGCUGCCCUUGGUUAUUGGUACGAUUCCGUACAGUGGCUUUGGCCGCAGAAACAGCAGUGUUGCAAGCCAGUUCAGUAUGGACAUGAGCUGGUUGGCGCUGGCACUGCCAGAGCAGCCGGAAGCACCACCAAAUUAUGCAGAUGUGGUAUCAGAAGAAGAAUUCUCCCGACACAUUCCUCCGUACCCUCAGCCCCCAGACUGUGAGGGAGAGACCUGCUACUCUAUGUUCGCCUGCAUACAAGAAUUCCGGUUCCAGCCUCCACCUCUUUACUCAGAGGUUGAUCCACAUCCUGGGGAUGCCCAAGAGUCCCAGCCUGUUUCCUUCAUUCUCUGAACAGACUCCAGAAUUCACUGUGUUGUUACUUACAUCGAAUAUUGGUUCUUUCACCUGCCUUGCUAUAGGAGAGAAAGUUAACUUCAGAAUAUCAAUGAACUUCAAAUCUGAAGGUGACAGAAAUGAAAGAAUAUGAGAACAUUUUAAUAGGCCAGUAGGAUGGUUAAAAAAGUUUAUAGGGUGGGGUCACUUGUCCCGUUUAAAAGUGGGUGGAAACAUGAGUUGAAAAACUGGAAGUCCUGGUGGUGGGAGAGGAAGUGAAAGAAUGCCCACACUGUUGGAGAGAGGAGUCUUAAGGAAUUGGAAUGUUGCUGGUGUAUGCUCUGACCAGGGCUCACACACAGUUGGGAACUUAGGGACUUGGUAGGAAGAUUUUAUGUAGGGGACAAGACAGCCUUGGAGUGAGUGUGAAUGAGGAGGUGGUCUAAUUUCAAUGCAAUUGAGGUCCCCAUGUUUUGGGGUCUUCAUGAUUUCUUAUGUUACCAGAGCAAGGAUGGAGGUCUUUGAAAGUAUCCUUUCUGGAUUCAGGGGUCAUGUGAGACCUGAUGAAGUGACAAUGUUUCCACUCUUUCGUGGGGAGGUUAAAAUGUACUUUGGAAAUUGGUUCUACUGUGUUAGGAAGCCUAGAAGGAAUUCCUUAAAAACUUCCCAUAUCAAAAGGAAAAAGAGUUCUCGCAUGAAAGUGUGUUGUGAAAGCCUGUACUUCUUACACCUUUAAGAACUUCUGCAGGAUAUAUGUUUGAUUUUCCUCAUCCCUUAUUUACCUAGGGAAUAUUAGAAAAAAAAAAAAAGAAGGGUAGGCCUGACAUCUUUAGGAUACCCGAUACCUACACAAAACAGAGUGUUUUCUUAUCCUACCUCUAGUGGCUUUGUCGGACCUGCUUUCAAAAGCCCAGGCCUGAUUGACCUCUGGAGCUUCUGCUGUAUGCACUUAGACUCCUCUCAGCCUGUCACUUGAUCUGAAACUAGAUCAAGGAAAAAUUCCAUGAGCUCAGCAUUAAAUAGAAAUAAAUAUGAACACCUAAGCUCUUAAAAGAAAUCCCAAAUCAAAAGAGGACAGGAGCACGCGUGAACUUGGUCCCUGUAAAGAGGCUUCAGUGGGUGGACGGCGAUUGCUGUGUUGUACAUUCUUAUUCUAGUUCGUUAGUAACUUCAUUUCAACUGUGAUUUCUUUGAAAAACUUGUUUGGUGCAAUAUUUUGUUGCCAUUGAGCCUCAGGAUAUUCAGACCUACAGGACUGUGUUGGUCAGCCGUGUCUUUACCAGCCUCCUCCCUCCUGUACAGGGUCACACCCUCAAUCUCUACAGUCUGAUGGUCCCAUGAGCUGAGAACAUUUCUGAUACCAGGUGGGAGGGAGAUGUCACAGUUGAGACCUGGACUGCCAAAUCCUAAGGGUUUACUCUAGAAACCCUGGUGCUUCCCAGGCAGAAUGUUGUGCUGCGUCCAUCAGGACGAUGGAUCGAUCUUUCAGUCACCUUGUUCUCUUAGAGGUAUCCUUCUAGAGUUAAGUUUUGUAUUCAAAAGUCAGUGGGCCAUUUGUUCAGGGACUUUUGUACCAAUAUUAGGUAAAUGAGAACUUGUCCCCUCUGAGCAUACCUCUCUCUUCUGUGGUCAUUUUAGUGUCAAACACAUGUAUUUCAUUGUAAGCCAUUGUCUACAAUGCCAAAUGGUAUUAAUUGCCAGUAAUUGUAGUGUGGGAACUACCACAGAACCUUAUUUCUUGUUUUGGUCUUUUAAAGAUUUGUUGUUGCUUUUUUUUUUUUUCUUUUUGUUGUGUGUCUGUAAACAGUUAUGGUUGUUCAAAUACUGUCUAAACUUUUUAUCUUUGCCGUAGAAAAGAUGAUGAGCCGUCUUUUGGCUUCCAGACCGUAGUUUACAUGCUAUGUCAAGACAUGGUCCAUCUUGAAACCAAAACAAAGGGAAAGAAGGUGGCAGUGUGGGAAGAGAGGCACAGAACAGGUUGGCUCCCUGUAGAAAAGCCACUGCAGUCAGGUUGGUUAGAGAAAUCAUGAAGCCCCCCGUGAAAGUGAAGCAGAGCUAACAGUGGCAUUGACAAGAAGAGCUCAAAGACAUAACUUUAUAGGGGUCUGUCUGACCCGAAGCUUAUAGCCAGGAUAACGUGAAUGUAGAAAACUACAUCAGAAACCCUGAGAAUGAAGAUAAGACUUUUAGCUGCUAACACUUGCCUGUUUAGUCCCCUUUUGCUCUCGUUUAGUUUGGGAAAAAUGAAAAGUGCCCUUAGGAUUUUUUUUCUGAUGCACAAAGCUUGAGAUUCAAAGUGUGCAUCCUUUGGCACACACCGGUCUUUCCUUCCAUGGGCAGAACUUUACUUUCUGUGUCUUUGUUUUGCACAAUAAGAAACUCAGUAGGCAAAGGUUGUGUUUUUGGUAAAUUCACUAGCUUUUUAAAAUUUUUAUUAAAGAAUAAUAAUUUAACCAAGGGGAAAAUAAAGAUUGUAUUUUGUACUCUUGUUUGAACCCCAUGGGUUCCUUUUGUUAAUAAAAUGGUUAUACUAAUGAUA
This is a messenger RNA of Psammomys obesus (fat sand rat), 3889 nucleotides long. It is a transcript of the gene Arrdc4, whose product is annotated as arrestin domain containing 4. The record is from RefSeq and is a predicted model, not a curated record. Lineage: Eukaryota; Metazoa; Chordata; Mammalia; Rodentia; Muridae. The transcript is spliced from 8 exons. Gene Ontology annotation, biological process: protein transport. Bases 121 to 1368 code for a protein of 415 amino acids. Gene Ontology annotation, molecular function: ubiquitin-like ligase-substrate adaptor activity. Gene Ontology annotation, cellular component: plasma membrane; cytoplasm.